AUGUAAUAAAUUAUUGGUAUAGCUUUGAUUUUAGUUUUUGUGAAUGGAAAAAUUUAUACUUCGUACAAACAGUGCGAUAAUACAUGGGGAUCAGAUAAAUUAGGGACAGGAUCAAGCACAAUUUGUUCAAACGGAAGUUUGAUUUCAUCGAUCGCCAUGAUAUUCAACACAUAUGGAAUAACAACAGAUGGGAUCACAACUCCAAGAACAAUGAAUUCAUGGUUAAAGAGGAACAAUGGUUAUGCUUCUGGAGAUCUUUUUAUUUGGUCUUCAAUAUAGGACUUUGGAUUUGUUUAUUAAGGGAAAUUCUCAGCUUCUUAAGCGAAAAGUAUUUUGAUUGAAUUAUAUAAGUGAAAUUUGACAGUGGAGACCAUGUGAUUCUUGGAGUAAAUGAUGGAUCUCAUUAUGUUUUGAUGACAUCGUAUUCUGGAGAUACUUUUAAUGUUAACGAUCCAGGAUAUUCAAAGACGAGUUACCCAUAGAAUUCUGUGAUUUAUGCUCCUAUUUAUACUUAUAGUAAAGUGAGUUAUUUCAAGAAUCAUAUUUUGAAGUUGGAAUGA
This is a messenger RNA of Paramecium pentaurelia, 560 nucleotides long. Lineage: Eukaryota; Ciliophora; Oligohymenophorea; Peniculida; Parameciidae. The record is from the annotation of a GenBank genome assembly.